Molecule: messenger RNA, 1344 nt
Organism: Neoarius graeffei (lesser salmon catfish)
Lineage: Eukaryota; Metazoa; Chordata; Actinopteri; Siluriformes; Ariidae
Gene: arr3b
Product: arrestin 3b, retinal (X-arrestin)
Biological process (GO): signal transduction; G protein-coupled receptor internalization; visual perception
Molecular function (GO): G protein-coupled receptor binding
Source: RefSeq, a predicted model, not a curated record
AUGGUAAAUGGAGUCCUGAGGGUUGAGGCAGACGGAGGUCCUUAUAUGAAGAACAGUAAAAAUGGCUCGAUAUGUCUUUAUUUGGGGAAAAGAGACUUUGUGGAUCAUGUGGACCAUGUUGAUAUUGUGGAUGGGGUGCUUAAGGUGGACACAUCGGAACUUGAUGGAAGAAAGGUGUUUGUGGAGCUGGUUUGUUUUUUUGACUAUGGGAAUGAUGGGGAUGCAAUUGGUUUGAUCUUCUGCAAAGACAUUUGGAUUCAGCACAUUCAAAUUUAUCCUCCACCUGUUGAAGACAAACCAGUUAACACACCUUUGCAGGAUGCACUCAUGAAGAAUGCAGGGGAGGGAGCACACCCCUUCACUUUUAAUAGUCCAACAAAUCUGCCAUGCUCUGUAUUUCUUCUGUCAGCAACAUGGGACAAAGGCAAGGCUUGUGGUGUUGAGUUUAAUAAAGCCUACAUUGCCAACGAGGCUGAUGAUCCAGAUGAGAAAAUUGACAAGAAGGACACUUGUCAGUUGAGCAUUUGUAAAAUCCAGUAUGCACUAGACAAGUUGCUACCUGGGCCUGAAGUGAAGAUCUACAAGCUAUUCAUGCUUUCAGGAAAAAUGAUCCACCUGAUGGUCUCCAUAGAGAAAGAGGUUUAUUACCAUGGAGCACCAAUCCAGGUCAGAGUAAAAAUAAACAACAAGACCAACAAAGUGGUCCAAAAAAUCUAAAUUUCUAUUCACCAGAUAGUCGAUGCUGUGCUGUACUCAACUGACAAAUACACCAGAGUUGUUCUCUGUGAGGAAUUUCGGGAUCAAGUAAAUGGUCAAACCACAUUUGAGAAGGAAUACAUAGUCACUCCUCUACUGGCCAACAACAAAAAGAAACAUGGUCUGGCAGUGGACGGCAGACUAAAAGAUGAAGACACAAACCUUGCAUCAUCCACAAUUCUGCAAGCUGGCAUAUACAAAGAUGUACCGAGCAUUCUGGUGUCUUACAAAAUCAAAGUCAACCUCAUGGUGGUCAGUGGUGGUGUCUUGGGAAGCCUUACAUCCAGUUACUGCCGAAAUACCUCUGAUCUUGAUGUCACCAAAGCCAACAGUUGGAACAGAUGUCUUCAGCCCACCACCCUCACCUCUACUGCUGCCAGGGCCUCUCCAUCCACCCACCACCACAGCCUCAACUCUCUCCAUUCUGGAGAGGGACUUCAACAAGCUCUUCAAGAAGCUGAACCCCGCAAAGUAGCAGACAUCUUCAACACCUCACUGGAGACAUGUCAUGUGCCAGUCUGCUUCAAGGCCUCCACCAUUAUCCCUGUCCCCAAAAAGCCAAUGAUCACAGGAGUAAAUGACUACUGA